AUGAACUCGCCGCCGCUGGACCCUCGUGUGCUGGCGAAUGUGGCGCGAUCGUAUGAGGGCGAGACGCUGCUGGCGCCGGAGUGCGAUGUGCCGGUGUACCAUGGCAAGGGGAGGCUGGAGUUCAAGACGGGCUUCACGUACGUGGGCGACUUUGUGCACGGGCGGAUGCACGGCACAGGACGCAUCGAGUGGCACGCUAGUGGCGUGGCGUAUGAGGGAGACUUCACGCACAACGAGAUCACUGGGAGGGGCACGUACUGGUGGCCGAACGGGAGCUCGUACGUGGGGGACGUCAAGCGCGGCAAGCGCCACGGCCGCGGAGUCUUCGUCACUGGAGACCGUGGAGUGCCCAAGCCGCUACUCUUCGCCUUCCGCUCUCACGAAACAGAGGGCCACGACGUCGAUGGAGGAGGCGGUGACGGCCAUGAUGAUGCCAAGGGUGAGGAUGAUGUUGGGCUCGUCAUGGCCCAGAGCAACGCUCGAUAUGACGGCGAGUGGGAGAACGGACUGCCUCAUGGCUGCGGCGAGCUGGUGUUUGACGCUGCGCGCAACAUCCGCUACGAAGGGCAGUUCGUAGAGGGGAAGCGCGAGGGCAAAGGCCACAUGCACUACGCAUACGGCAGUGUGUACGUCGGAGACUGGAAGGCUGACGUCAAGUGUGGGCAAGGCGUGAUGACGUGGAUGACCCCGCGAGGAGACGGCGAGUUGCUGAACCCCGAGGACUCAACACCGCUCGAGCGGUACGACGGGGAGUGGCUAAACGACUACCAAGAGGGCUUUGGUAGGCACGUGUGGCUCGUGAACCCCCUCAGCGUAUCCGCUACUGGAUCAACAAGUAAAAAUAACUGGUACGAGGGCGAGUUCCACGAAGGACUGCGUCAUGGACGCGGUGUCUUCUUCUACGCCAACGGCGCUCGGUACGAAGGAGAAUGGAAAACCAACGUCAAAGAAGGCUACGGGCUCUUCUUCUACGAAGAUGGUCGCGUAUUCGUGGGGCUCUUUCGCCAGGACCGCAGUGUUGAAGGCAGCUACGCAACGGCAUCCACCACAACCGGAGGAAUCGUUCCAGUUUCCCCCGUGAAAGCAGACUCGGCUGAGACGAACGUGGCAUCAACCGUGAUCUCAUCUUCUCAACCUCCUUCAUCUUCCUCAAGUGUUGCAGGAAUCAUGUUAUUCAUCAACGACCUGCUUCCAAUAUCGGACAUCCCAAAGCGAGAAAAAGCUCGCAAGGCUGUGGAGCAUGCAGCGCUACGUAUCAACACGGAAUUGCGUGCACUGUAUCGCGGGUGUAUCAAGGAGUCUCGACGGUCAGCCUCCUCUUCCUCCAAUGAUCCGGAUGAGUCGGGGACGCUGCUUGAAGUGUUCGAGUGUCGGCAACUGCUCUCCCAGUGCGGCUUCUACUUUACGAGCGGGCAGCUUGAAAGCCUCAUGCAGGAAGUUCGGAGAGCUCAACGAUCUGGUGCCAUGGCCUGCGCUGCGUCAAUGAACAUUGCCGAGUAUUUCCUUGAAGACCUGCCUGUGGAGAACCGAGCCAAUCACCCACUAGAUCCAACCCGUCUCGAAAUUGUUCCUUGGGACGAAGUUCUUCUCUUCAGGGAGUUUGUGGAGCUGUUUGUCCGCAUCGCACAUUCGUGGGUCAUGAGCGCAGAGGCAGAAGGCAUUAUCGAGCUGGCUGGGAGCAGUGACAGCACGGUGUUUCUGGCGGACAUUUUCUCCGACUUCUACGAGCAAAUAGUCCGUGAACGCCAAGAAGCGCUGAGUCAAAGCUCGCCGUCAUGGUUAGCCCUGUUGCGGGCGGAGCUGAUGGGGAAAAACCUGCACAUCGUCUUCACGAAGCACCACGACCAACUCCAAAGCUUAUACAGCAGUUGCGCCGCUCCUUCCGUUCGCCGUCAGCACGAAGACGCAGUUGAGCUCGAUGAUGGCGAAGAGGAACCUGCACCAACGGACAAGUAUACUGAUGAAGUGUCAGUCAGGUCCGUGCUCGUCAUGCUUCGUAAUCAGAGCUCCCCGGAAUCGCCCAUCUUCACCGCAGACUUUCAGGUCCGCCAUGCACUCGCGGCAUUGAACCGAGCGUUCACGGCAUCAGCGCCAUCCUUGAAACCCGAGUUACAUCGCAGUGUUGCUAGAUCCAGCGCUACUGAAAACAACCAGGACGGCGAGCCAGACGCGUUUUUCAUGAGCACAACGGUGGUUUUCUCGGAGUUUCUGGACGCCAUCGCCAUCGUGCUAUUCACCAAGCAGCACAUGAAGCUGGAGUCGGCGAAAAAGACUCCGAGUAAGCAGCAGUCGCCCCAGGAGCUACCGCUCCACGUGCUGGUAGACCAAUUCAUGCAGACAGUGAAAGUGAAUGCCCAUCCAUUACUUUAA
Phytophthora sojae is the source of this 2370-nucleotide messenger RNA. RefSeq lists its product as hypothetical. The coding region runs from base 1 to 2370 and encodes 789 amino acids. The record is from RefSeq and is a predicted model, not a curated record. The transcript is spliced from 3 exons. NCBI's taxonomy places the organism in Eukaryota, Oomycota, Peronosporomycetes, Peronosporales, Peronosporaceae.